Messenger RNA from Aspergillus sclerotioniger CBS 115572, 717 nucleotides. RefSeq lists its product as uncharacterized. The record is from RefSeq and is a predicted model, not a curated record. The transcript is spliced from 2 exons. The annotation marks the transcript as partial. NCBI's taxonomy places the organism in Eukaryota, Fungi, Ascomycota, Eurotiomycetes, Eurotiales, Aspergillaceae.
AUGUCACAUCCACAACGACGUCGCCGACACUGUUCAUCUGUAGAGGGCGUGAUUAUCCCAUCAUCACUGAAACCAGACGAGCGCGACCUUGCGAUUCGGGUCUUCGAGGACAUUAUCGUGCACUUUGAACCUUUGCAAGCAGCUGACAGCGGCUAUAAACCAGUCACCCUUAUUAAUCUCAUGAAGUGCGAGGUUUCUGAAAAAGACGAGUUUUUGAACCUGUUUUUCUCUUUUAUCCAGCAGGACCUGCUACAGGAAAAACAUGUCGGCAUUGACAAAAUCUUGUCGCACCUAUCGGGUCAAUUCGACUGGUCAGCUGAAAAGAAAAACACGUUAAGCAACAGCCUUAUUACAUUUGCUAAAUUCUUAGUGGACAAUUUCUUCCUACCAUUAAAAGCACUGGCAGUUAAGACUCCCCAACCCACACCGGCGCUCUCAGAUUCCAGAACACCAGAAAAUGCUAUUUCCACCCCACAACGUGUUUCAAAUCUUCGAAGAGAUUGUCUCACCCGUGAUCGUCACCGCUGUAUCAUUAGUCGAAAAUUCGAUGCCGAAGAGGGCCAACGUCGGUAUAAGCGUGAUAAACAGAACCUGAAAGAUGAUGAUGGCAAAUCAUUACUUCUAGAACGCGACAGGAUGGCAUUUUUCGAAGUAGCACAUAUAAUCCCCCACUCUCUAAUGUCGCCAACCAGUGAAGACGGUGAAUGGAAGUUGGUA